ACCUGAUAGCCUCUUCCAACUUGAAUCUGCCUCAAACCUGCUCUAAAUUCUCCUCUCCUGAUUAUUUCUUCACAUCGAUAUGUCCUCCUCAACUCUAGGUGUCGCAUUGGUGACGGGCGCUGCUCGUGGGAUCGGCCGUGAGAUCGCGCUGCGGCUUGCGGCGGAUGGCUUCGACGUGGCAGUGAACGACCUCAACGCGUCCAGCGCGAAGGAUAUCGAGGAGGUCAAGAAAGAGAUCGAGGCGAAAGGCCGGCGAUCGCAUAUCGUGUACGCCGACGUUUCGAACGAGCCGGAGGUCGAGGCGAUGGUGAAAAGCGUCGUGGAUACCCUUGGGAGCUUGGAUGUCCUGGUCGCCAAUGCUGGUAUCACCUACGUCAAAUCACUCCUCGAGACGACGGUCGAGGACUUCGACCGUGUUAUGCGUAUCAAUGCCCGGAGCGUGUUCCUGUGCUACAAGCACGGUGCAAAGCAAAUGAUCGCGCAAGGUCGUGGCGGCCGUCUGAUUGGUGCUUCUUCCGGUGCUGGAAAGAAAGCCAUGCCAUUGGUCGAUGUCUACUCAGCCAGCAAAUUCGCGGUCCGUGGCUUGACGCAGAGCGCAGCUGCCGAACUUGGAAGAUUCGGAAUCACCGUCAAUGCAUACGCCCCAGGAGCCAUCAUGACCCCAAUGCUGAAAGCGACGGCGGAAGACAUGAACUCUGUGCGUGAGAGGUUGACAGGACAGUCUGCGGAUACCCUUAACGAUAUGGGCACCGCGCCUCCUGUCGCGCGCCUCGGCACGCCAACAGACGUCGCCCACCUCGUCUCUUACCUGGCCUCAAAAGGCGCCAGCUUCGUCCACGGCCAAACUAUCCUCGUCGAUGGAGGCUUGAACUUCGAUUGAUUGAAUUUUUUGCGAAGCUUAUCUGUCUGUGGAACAGGACAUCAUGGGGCAUGUGUGGAGUUGUAUUGUAGAAUUGUCACAUCUCUUCUAUUUCAUCGAUCUUGGACGUUGGACGCUAUCUCC
Heterobasidion irregulare TC 32-1 is the source of this 1003-nucleotide messenger RNA. RefSeq lists its product as uncharacterized. The transcript has 10 exons. Gene Ontology annotation, molecular function: oxidoreductase activity, acting on the CH-OH group of donors, NAD or NADP as acceptor. The coding region runs from base 80 to 880 and encodes 266 amino acids. The record is from RefSeq and is a predicted model, not a curated record. Lineage: Eukaryota; Fungi; Basidiomycota; Agaricomycetes; Russulales; Bondarzewiaceae.